AUGGCGGUGGUGGUCUUGCUGGGGCUCAGCUGGUUGUGCGCCCCCCUGGGAGCUCUGGUUCUGGAUUUCAACAACAUCAAGAACUCUGCUGAUGUGCACGGGGCUCGGAAGGGUUCACAGUGCCUGUCUGACAAGGACUGCAGUUCUAGAAAAUUCUGCCUCAAACCUCAAGAUGAGAAGCCAUUCUGUGCUACUUGUCGUGGGUUACGAAGGAGGUGCCACCGUCACGCCGUGUGCUGCCCUGGGACGCUCUGCGUGAACGAUGUUUGCACGACAAUGGAGGAUGCAGCCCCAAUACUGGAGAGGCAGAUCGAUGUGCAAGAUGAUGCGGACACGAAAGCAACGACUGAGCAUCCAAUUCAGGAAAACAAACCCCAAAGGAAGCCAAAUAUUAAGAAACCACAAGGCAGUAAGGGACAAGAGGGAGAAAGAUGUCUUCGAACUUUUGACUGCGGAGCUGGACUUUGCUGUGCUCGUCAUUUCUGGACUAAAAUUUGCAAGCCAGUCCUCCUGGAGGGACAGGUGUGCUCUAGGAGAGGUCAGAAAGAUACGGCUCAAGCUCCAGAAAUCUUCCAGCGCUGUGAGUGUGGCCCUGGACUAUUAUGUCGAAAUCAAGUGACUGGCAACCGACAGCAUGCAAGGUUAAGAGUAUGCCAAAAAAUCUAAAAAGCUGUAAAGAUUUCAAAAUAAAGACAACUCCUUAUUGUAUU
Messenger RNA from Lontra canadensis (Northern American river otter), 710 nucleotides. It is a transcript of the gene DKK4, whose product is annotated as dickkopf WNT signaling pathway inhibitor 4. Gene Ontology annotation, cellular component: extracellular region. NCBI's taxonomy places the organism in Eukaryota, Metazoa, Chordata, Mammalia, Carnivora, Mustelidae. The record is from RefSeq and is a predicted model, not a curated record. Gene Ontology annotation, biological process: multicellular organism development; negative regulation of canonical Wnt signaling pathway. The coding region runs from base 1 to 666 and encodes 221 amino acids. Gene Ontology annotation, molecular function: co-receptor binding; receptor antagonist activity. The transcript has 4 exons.